CGACGACACCUCUCCUCCGUUCCCUCUCUCUCCUCUCCGAUCGCGUUCUCUCUCUUCCCCUCCUCACCUGUGUCGUCGGCGUCGCCAGCGCCGGCCAUGGGUUGCGGUGGCUCCAAGGAUGACGUGGCCACAGGCAACACCACCGCCAGCGCCGGCGGCAAGCUCCUCCGGAGGAAGUCAUCCGUCCCCACCAGCCACACCUCCUCCUCCUCGUCCUCCGGCAAAACCGGCGUCGUCGUCAAGGACGUCGUGAAGGAGACGGCCGCCGGCGAGGCCAAGGAAGACGUCGUCGAGGUGACAUCCACCGAGAAGUCCAUCGCUGCUUCUGUCGUCGAAGAAAAAACAGAGGAGGUGGUGGUGGUGAAGAAGGAUGUCGCCGACGAUGUUGCUGACGCUGCCCCUGCCAUUGAGUUCACGGUGACCGAGGCCGUGGCGGCACCGGCGCCCGAAGCGGAGCAAGUCAAGAAGGCGGAGGAGCAGCAGCUGCCGGAGUCCUUCAUGGCCGAUGUGGAGCCGCCCAAGGUUGACGAGGCCAAGGAGGUGGUACUCAACGAUGAGGAGGAGAGGAAGGUAGAGAAGGUUGAGGAGAGCAAAAACGUCGAGGAGAAGGUGAUGUCUCCUGCAGUCCCGCUCCGACAAAUGCGGACGUACGUUGAAUCAGUUGGGCAGCAGAACAGUACCACGGAGCCCGUGGAGGCCAAACCGGUCGACCAGCACAAGGUAGAGGAGGUGGCCGUCUCAGAAUCGUCGGAGAAGAAGAACAACGCCGACGCCGAACAAACCACCGCCGCACCAAGUGAACCGCCGGCCAACUAAUUAAUUAGAAAGGAGGCAAAAAGACGCGUGACGCGUGCAUCCAAGCUAAAGAGAGAUGAGAUCCGAAUUGAUCAAUCCGGUCGUGUUCUUAAAUUGGUUUGUGCGUGUAUCUGAUGCGUGGAAUCAAUGUGCUCGUCGAUCGAUCUA
Phragmites australis (common reed) is the source of this 963-nucleotide messenger RNA. RefSeq names its product patellin-2-like. The coding region runs from base 97 to 816 and encodes 239 amino acids. The transcript has 2 exons. NCBI's taxonomy places the organism in Eukaryota, Viridiplantae, Streptophyta, Magnoliopsida, Poales, Poaceae. The record is from RefSeq and is a predicted model, not a curated record.